This is a messenger RNA of Rhagoletis pomonella (apple maggot), 3226 nucleotides long. It is a transcript of the gene IleRS-m, whose product is annotated as isoleucine--tRNA ligase, mitochondrial. Gene Ontology annotation, cellular component: cytosol. The transcript is spliced from 12 exons. Gene Ontology annotation, biological process: isoleucyl-tRNA aminoacylation. NCBI's taxonomy places the organism in Eukaryota, Metazoa, Arthropoda, Insecta, Diptera, Tephritidae. Bases 23 to 2917 code for a protein of 964 amino acids. Gene Ontology annotation, molecular function: aminoacyl-tRNA deacylase activity; ATP binding; isoleucine-tRNA ligase activity. The record is from RefSeq and is a predicted model, not a curated record.
ACAUAUCUUUAAGCAAAACAAAAUGUUUUAUUCUCGUUCUGUAAGAUAUUUUUCAAUAAAACAAGUUACAAAGCCACCUAUCAAAUAUACAGAUACAAUUAAUUUACCAAAAACUAGCUUUCCUAGCCGUCUUAGUGCAGCGAAACGUUUGGAAAUAGAGCGUCAAUUGGUUGCGGGGGUAUUUUCCGAAGCCUAUUGCUACCAACAGCAGCAUAAUCAUGAGCCAACGUUUGUCCUACACGAUGGCCCUCCAUAUGCAAAUGGCGACCUGCAUAUGGGUCACGCUGUAAAUAAGAUUCUUAAGGAUAUCACUAUUCGUCAGCAUGUGGUUAGAGGCCAAAAAGUCCAUUACAAACCUGGUUGGGAUUGUCAUGGCCUGCCCAUUGAAUUAAAAGCAACAGCUUGGAAGGAAGAUAAAAAUAUGAAAACCAAAGCUCAAGAUGCGCUGAGCGUACGAUGCAAAUCGCGCGAUUUCGCUUUAAAGGCAAUGUUCCGUCAAAAGGACGAAUUCUGUUCUUGGGGUAUUUUAAGUGACUGGGUAAAUGAGAAAAGCGUAUAUCUCACACUGCAGCCGGAUUUUAUAAUAAAUCAAUUAAAAAUGUUUAUGGAUUUCUAUGAACGUGGAUUGGUUUACCGGGACUUAAAACCGGUCUAUUGGUCGCCGUCAUCGAGAACUGCUCUAGCUGAAGCAGAACUGGAGUAUGAUACAAAUUUUGUCAGUCCAUCAUUAUACGUACGAUUUCUACUAUCAAACAAACCAAAGAGUUUGACGUGGACAGAAAAAAGUAAUAUAUAUGCUUUAAUUUGGACCACAACGCCAUGGACACUGCCAAGCAAUCAAGCAAUUUGCUAUAAUUCAACCCUUGAAUACAGUGUUCUUAAAUUGCCUACUUUCGGCAAUGACCUAUAUAUUAUUGCCACAAGUUUAUUGCAAAACUUUGAAGAAACUACGGGCAUUCCGUACAAGCGAGUUCAAAUUUUAGGGGGUACGGAACUAUCUUCAUGUACAUACCAACACCUAUUUUUCGGAGAGCAGAAGAAUUUACCUUUCUUCGCAGCUGAACAUGUGCAAGAUUCGAAAGGUACUGGUUUUGUGCAUACUGCACCAGCGCAUGGACCUGAAGAUUUUUUGAUUGGUCUCGAAAAAAAGUUGCCAGUGAAAUGCUACGUUAACGAAGAUGGUGUAUAUUCUUCGGACGCCCCUGCCUUUUUGAGGGGAAAAAGUGUGCUUGGGGAAGCUGAUGAAUUAGUGUUAGAAAAUAUUGCAACAGAGGUGAUAUAUGCAGGCAAGCUUACACAUUCGUAUCCCAUUGAUUGGCGUACUAAAAAACCUGUGAUUAUACGUGCCAGCGAGCAAUGGUUUAUGAAUACUGAAAAACUAAAAGAUCGAGCUAUUGAAGAGAUAAGCAAAAUAAGUGUUUAUCCACGUGUACAAGCAGAUGCGAGUAGAAAAGCGCUGAUGGCACAAUUGCGCAAGCGUCCAUAUUGGUGUAUAUCACGCCAACGCGUUUGGGGCGUGCCGAUACCAGUUUUUUACGAGCGCGGCACGAAACGAAUUUACCUUAAUAACACUUUAAUCGAUCAUAUCUGCGCGCUCAUAGAAAAGGAAGGUAGUAUUGAUUUCUGGUGGUCAAAAGGUGUCGAAGAAAUAUUACCUGCGCACGUUUUGGAUCAAUUCAAUAAAAGUGCUACUGAUUUGGAAAAAAGUGUAGACAUAUUUGAUAUAUGGUUUGAUUCCGGUAGUACAUGGUCAAGUGUGCUCCAAGGGGAAAAAGUUGCUGAUGUCUAUCUUGAAGGAUAUGAUCAGUUUAGCGGCUGGUUUCAGUCAUCGCUUCUGACAAGUAUUGCGGCCAGAAAUCGGGCACCCUACAAGUCAAUCUUUGUGCAUGGUUUCACGGUGGACGAAAAGGGCCACAAAAUGUCGAAAUCCCUUGGCAAUGUAAUAUCGCCAAAUGAUAUCAUUAAGGAAUAUGGUGUCGACGCAUUAAGGUACAAAAUUAUAUGCCAAAUAUCCCUGCUCGAAGUUUACUUUUCACUUGAAAUUCUUAGGUGGUGGGUGGCUUCGCAUGGCGCACAAAAUAUGUCGAUAACCGUAAGUGAUAAGUUGUUGCAGCAAGCGGCGCACAACGUUAGCAAAAUACGUGCUAUUUUACGAUAUUUAAAUGGUGUAAUCGGUGAGAUAUCAGAAGAAAUUCAAAAUGGAAUUGAUAGCAGAAGCAUCCACUUAAACCGUUAUAUUUUAAGCGCUUUGGUGGAAUAUGAAAAUGAGAUACGGCAAUUAUAUGAUGCCUGCGAAUACAAUCGUGUGGUGACCAGCGUGCAAAACUUUACCGCAAAUGAAAUUUCAGCCAUAUAUGUACAUACAAUUAAGGAUCGUCUCUACUGUGGCGACGAGACGGACUUGCGUAAUAUACGUUACACGUUACUUAACUGCUAUAAAAUACUUUGUAGUACUCUGUGGCCCAUUGCACCCUUUAUGGUGGAGGAAAGUUGGCACUAUUAUGACCCUAAAAGUGCGUUUCAUCAACAAAAUUUUAACGCAAGCCCAGCCUGGAAGGAUUCUAAUGCUGAAAAGGCUAUAAAUGCUGCACUCGAGGUUAAACGUUUAAUUAAUCAGCAGGCUGGCAGAACAAAUUCAUUUAAUUUAGCAGUAGAAAUCGCAAUUAACAAAAACAAUAAGCAAAUGAAGCUACUUAUGGCGUUGCAACAAGAAGUGGGAGUUCCUGUGUACAGCUCUGAACUGUGCGAAUUACUGCAAGUUCAAACCGUAACGCUGCAACCAUCCAACAUGGAUGAUGCAUGUAAUGUUAAAAUACAAAAGUUAGAAUUAAAUCUAUGUGCGCGCUGUAGACGUUUCGCAGUGGAAAGUACUGAUUGCGUUUGCGCACGCUGCGCGCAAGUUUUGUCUGGUAAAUAAAUCAUGUGUACUGAGUCACGGAGCUUACGGCGUAAAGACUGUUUCCCGCCACAAAUUAUGUGCGUCUCGUUAUCAUCAAACCUAAUGGUUGUAUCCUCAUUGACCAAAUGCAGCGUUAUUGUAUUGCCAGCGCGUUCCAUUUUAAUAUUUGUAAUGCCGUCUUGCAUUAGACGUUUUUUAAGCAUUUCUACAUCUAAGGUACCAUACUCGUACUUCAUAUUCUUGAGCACAUCCUCUCUGCUUGGGGGAGGCAUUUUACUGCUACUCGGCUUAUCAUCUGUUGUUUCCGUGCAUGGUUGUAUAUUGUGC